UCCAGGAGGGGCUGCUGCUGCUGCUGCUGUAGAGUCACUUUCAGGUUUCUGUGAUCAGCCAAAGAGCACCAUGGAGAAAGUUCGCUGCAACAUGACAGAGUUUUGGAAGGAGCACUCCAAGGCCGCCACAGUGGAGGAGAUGAUGCUGGAUUCUCGUGCCAAGGAGCUGACUGAGCAGGAGCUGCCGGAGAUCCUCUCCAUGCUGCCUCCUCUGACUGGAUACAGAGUGCUGGAGCUGGGAGCGGGGAUUGGUCGUUACACCAGCCGCCUGCUGACCGUGGCUGCCCACGUGACGGCUGUGGACUUCAUGGAAAGCUUUGUAGAGAAGAACAGGAAGGACAAUGGUCACCAUAGCAACGCCACCUUCAUUCAAGCUGACGUAACAAAGCUGGGUUUGCCCCAACUCAGCUUUGACUUCAUCUUCUCCAACUGGCUGAUGAUGUACCUGAGUGAUGAAGAGCUCCAGUCCUGUUUGGAGAAAAUGCUGAACUGGCUGCAGCCUGCUGGUUUCCUCUUUUUCAGAGAGUCCUGCAACCAUCGCUCUGGUGACAGCAAGAGAGACUUUAACCCCACUUGCUACCGCAGCGAGGCCCAAUACAGUCACCUGGUGACGUCAGUACAGGUGGAGGCACCAGAUGGGAGCAAAACGUUUGGUUUCGACAUUGUGUUUAAAAAGAAAGUUCAAACCUACGUUGAGAUGAAAAACAAUCCACAUCAGAUCUGCUGGCUGCUGCAGAAGGUGCCCCGUUCCUCAAACACACAGAACGGGUUCGGUACCUUCCAGCAGUUCCUGGACAACCAGCAGUACACCCGCCGAGGCAUCCUGCGCUACGAGAAGAUGUUUGGAGCUGGUUACGUCAGCACAGGUGGACCCAGCACCACCAAGGAGUUUGUGGAUCUACUGAACCUGAAGCCUGGACAGAAGGUUCUGGAUGUUGGCUGUGGUAUUGGUGGAGGAGACUUCUACAUGGCCAAGACGUUUGGGGUGUAUGUUCUUGGUUUGGAUCUGUCUGACAACAUGGUUGAGAUCGCCAUGGAGCGGGCGAGAAGUGAGAAGCUGCCAUCAGUGCAGUUUGAAGUAGCUGAUGCCACCAGGAGAACAUUUCCAGAAGGCUCAUUUGAUGUGAUCUACAGCAGAGAUACAAUCUUGCACAUAGAUGACAAAUUAGCACUCUUUAAACAAUUCCAUUCGUGGUUAAAGCCAGGCGGCCAGCUGCUUAUCAGUGAUUACUGCUGUGGGGAGAAACCCUGGACUCCAGCGUUCGAGGCUUACGUCAAACAAAGAGAAUACGUCCUGUACACACCUGCAGAGUAUGGCAAGUUCAUUCAGAGAGCUGGUUUCUGCAGCGUUCAAGUGGAGGAUCGGACGACCCAAUUCAUCCAAGUGAUCAAGUCUGAGCUGCAGAGAGCAGAAGACAUUAAACAUGAAUUUAUUGAGGAAUUUUCUGAAGAGGACUAUUUUGCAAUAGUUAAUGGAUGGAAAGAAAAACUGGAACGUUCCAAAAGUGGAGACCAACGAUGGGGACUCUUUCAUGCAACGAGGAACUGAGGGAUUGCACAAAAAGUGAAGAAGACAAUAAAAGCAAUCCUUGGAGCUGAAAACCCUUUGGUGUAAUUCCAGUUCAAAAUGGCUGCCACAGCUAAUUGACAUUAGCUAACACUAAAACAAUUAUAACUCAGUCAGAUUUGCAGAAGAUUGCACUGCAUCACAUUAAUUGUGUGUAGCAUCAUUUUAAAGGUUGGGUACAGCUAAACAAGAAGAUCUAAAACUCUGACAUGA
Nematolebias whitei (Rio pearlfish) is the source of this 1780-nucleotide messenger RNA. RefSeq names its product phosphoethanolamine methyltransferase (gene pmt). The coding region runs from base 71 to 1549 and encodes 492 amino acids. NCBI's taxonomy places the organism in Eukaryota, Metazoa, Chordata, Actinopteri, Cyprinodontiformes, Rivulidae. The transcript is spliced from 12 exons. The record is from RefSeq and is a predicted model, not a curated record.